This is a messenger RNA of Fulmarus glacialis (Northern fulmar), 1272 nucleotides long. Its product is annotated as steroid 17-alpha-hydroxylase/17,20 lyase. Gene Ontology annotation, biological process: hormone biosynthetic process; progesterone metabolic process. The transcript is spliced from 7 exons. Bases 55 to 1161 code for a protein of 368 amino acids. Gene Ontology annotation, molecular function: iron ion binding; steroid 17-alpha-monooxygenase activity; heme binding. NCBI's taxonomy places the organism in Eukaryota, Metazoa, Chordata, Aves, Procellariiformes, Procellariidae. The record is from RefSeq and is a predicted model, not a curated record.
AGCUACGGGCCCCCCUGGAAGUUCCAGCGCAAGCUGGUGCACGCCGCCCUCUCCAUGUUCGGGGAGGGCUCGCUCGCCCUCGAGAGGAUCAUCUGCCGGGAGGCUGCAUCCCUGUGUGAAAUACUCAGCACUGCGCAGGAUACAGCCCUGGACGUGGCCCCCGAGCUCACACGGGCCGUCACCAACGUGGUCUGCUCCCUCUGCUUCAACUCCUCGUACCGGCGCGGAGACCCCGAGUUCGAGGCCAUGCUGGAGUACAGUCAGGGUAUUGUGGACACUGUGGCCAAGGAGAGCUUGGUGGACAUCUUCCCCUGGCUCCAGAUCUUCCCCAACAAAGACCUGGCCCUGCUGAAGAGAUGCCUCAAGGUCCGGGACCAGCUGCUCCAGCAGAAGUUCACCGAACACAAGGAAGCCUUCUGCGGGGAUGCCGUGAAGGACCUCAUGGACGCGCUUCUGCAAGUGAGGCUCAGUGCCGAGAACAGCAGCCCACCGGCGCCAGGGCUGGAGCUGACUGACGACCACCUCCUCAUGACGGUGGGGGACAUCUUCGGGGCCGGUGUGGAGACCACCACAACUGUGCUCAAAUGGGCUGUGCUCUACCUGCUCCACUACCCCGAGGUCCAAAGGAAGAUCCAGGAGGAGAUGGACCAGAAAAUCGGCCUGGCGCGUCACCCCCACCUCAGCGACCGCCCACUGCUGCCCUACCUGGAGGCCACCAUCAGCGAAGUGCUGCGCAUCCGGCCCGUGUCCCCCCUGCUCAUCCCGCAUGUGUCCCUUGCUGACACCAGCAUCGGGGAAUACUCCAUCCCCAAAGGCGCCAGGGUCGUCAUCAACCUCUGGUCCGUGCACCAUGAUGAGAAGGAGUGGGACAAGCCCGAGGAGUUCAACCCCGGCCGCUUCCUGGAUGAGCAGGGCCAACACAUCCACUCGCCCUCGCCCAGCUACCUGCCCUUCGGGGCCGGGAUCCGCGUCUGCCUGGGUGAAGUCCUGGCCAAGAUGGAGCUCUUCCUCUUCCUGGCCUGGGUGCUGCAGAGAUUCACGCUCGAGUGCCCCCAGGACCAGCCCCUGCCCUCGCUGGAGGGCAAGUUUGGCGUCGUGCUGCAGGUGCAGAAGUUUCAGGUGAAGGCCAGGCUGCGGGACGCCUGGCGAGCGACCUUGUGAUGGGGACGAGCCCUGAUCCUGGGCAGUGGUGGGGUGGGAUGGGACCACAGAGGCUAUGCCCUGCCUGCCCCAUGGAUGUGGGGUUGUCCGGAUAAAGCUGUUCCCAAUGCA